This is a messenger RNA of Gongylonema pulchrum, 1659 nucleotides long. Lineage: Eukaryota; Metazoa; Nematoda; Chromadorea; Rhabditida; Gongylonematidae. The record is from the annotation of a GenBank genome assembly.
AUGGAAAAAUGGAAAGAACGAGUGCUGGGGGGCGAAGAUGUAGAUGUGGAACUGAUGCACUGGUUACCGCAACAAACGGCUGUGUGGAGUUGGAAGAAAACUGAUGAAAUGAGUUUCGCUGAACUCAUGAUGCUCUACCACAUUGUCCAGAUGAUUCGCAGUCAUCCACUCGUAAUCAUCGACGCCCAUGGCGCUCAAAGAACAGGCGCUGUACUAAGACAUGAAGCAGAUUGCAACGUCUACAGAGCUAUAAAUGGUGCCUCGGUCAUUUAUUCCUGCAACGGUGAGCCAGAAAAUCUCACUUUCCAAUUAGGCUCUAAUUUUCAAAUGGAAAAAUUAUCAUUUUCGGAAGAUGAAAAUGUGAAGAGCUAUUGGAUGAAAGGAAUUUUUGCCUCAGCGGCUGGACAUCAGCAUCACACUCAUUCGGCACACAAGCCACAUGCGGUACAUCAUGACCCCCAUCAGCACCACGCAUUUGUGAAACACCAAAAGAAGCGCGUCAACAGGAAAAAGUACGAACUUUUGAAGCUACGUCGAAAACGUGAAGCUCUGGAACGGAUUCAGAAAGAGGCACCGGAUAUCCUGAAAUUACCGAUGGCACGGCGGAAGUUGCUUUGUAAAUAUCGAAAAUCAUGUUACGAGACUGGCGUGGUGCCGGAAACAUGGAAUAUUCGAAAUAUCAUUCCGCGAUUUCUGCAGCCAAAAAAGGAACCAAAGCCAGAGACACUGGCAACAAUAGACAACGAAACAAAAGAGGAGAUUAGUGAAUCGGAGCUGAAGUUACUCUGUCGAUACCGCAAAUCUUGCUAUCAGGAAGUAGGAGCCGAAAUCGAACGGCUUUAUGAAAAUAUCCAUAUUGUACCGAUGCUUGCCCGUCGUUCUCCGAUAGCGCUGCCGCCGAAGAGGCACAAAACAAUCGAAGAAAUUGCUCGAAUCGCGCUGGCGAAGGUGGAAGAGAAGGAAAAACUGGCUGCACAGAGGCCGUUGCCGAAGAAAGUGAUCAUCGAUAAGAAGCUGAACGAGAUCGAUGAGCAAAUGAGGAAGCGCCUGGCAUGCAAGUAUCGCAAAUCCUGCUACGAGACUGGCAUCCUGCCUGAACAUUUUCCCGGUGCAUUUUACAAUCCACUGCCACGGCUCUACAAAUUCAUCCAGCAAAAGAUUCUCAGAAGACGUGCGAAAGAACGCAUUCACAGGGAGUUCAAUGACCUUGAAGAAAAUGAGAAAAAACUGUACUGCAAAUAUCGGAAAUCGUGCUAUGCUACUGGGGAAAAGCCCGUAAUUGAGCCCGGUCAAAUGUUUCAGUAUGUACAUAUCGUUAAACUGCAUGAGGAACUGGUCCCUUUAGAGAUACGAUGCAAAUACCGGAAAUCGUGCUAUGAGAGUGGAAACUUGCCGGAGCUGGGAAGCAAGAAACCGGAAAUCCAAAAAACGCCAAGUCCAAUCCAAAAGAUUACAACGCUAUACGGUCUGAAAUUGUCCUGCAAAUACAGGAAAAGCUGCUACCGACGAAAAGCACAGGAACCACAGAAUGCAAGUGCUGAGCUUUUUGAAGAACUUGCGAAGCUGGGUCAAGUUGAGGCAAAAGCUGAAAAACAAAAGGCGCAAAAAGAGCAACCUGUGCCUCCAAAGAAACCAAUAAAACUGAGAGAAGUUGUGGAA